AUGGAAGCAUCAAAUCUGCAAAUAUAUUGGCAUGAAUCUCAACCUGUCUAUAGUCUUUGUUUCCAACCAAAUUCACCGAAUAAGAAAAAAUUAUUAACGGCAGGAGGUGAUAAUAAGAUACGUUCAUGGAAUCUAAAUUUAGUAAAAGAUACGAAUAAGAUUGACACCAUUGACUUUCUGUCCUCUUUAACUCAACAUGAACAGGCAAUCAAUGUUGUUAAAUUUAACUCCCCAGGUACGAUACUUGCCUCCGCAGGUGAUGAUGGACAAAUCUUACUUUGGAAACAACAAGAUGUAAACGAACAGAAUGGUGAAACCGCUGCUCCCGUCGAUUCUUCUGUACCCAAACCAUUUGGGAGCACAUUUGAAGACGAUGAAGAAAAUAAUAAGGAAUCAUGGUUCGUGUGGAAAAGAUUACGUGCUCCAGGUUCCAAUUCAUCGGAAAUUUAUGAUUUGGAUUGGUCUCCCUGUGAUCGAUAUGUGGUUAGUGGAUCCAUGGAUAACUCAAUUCGUGUCUUUGACAUUGAAUCAGGGAAAUUGUUGGGCACAUAUGCGGAUCAUAACCAUUAUGUGCAAGGUGUUACCUGGGAUCCAUUGAAUGAAUUUAUUCUCUCUCAAUCAGCAGAUAGAUCGGUAAAUAUAUAUCAAAUAAUAUGGGAUAGCGAUAGCAAUACCAUUGAUAAAUUGAAAUUAAAGAACAGAAUUAUGAAAGGUGAACUUCCACAACGUGACGAUGAGAACGAUAAGACCAAAUUAGACUAUAAGAAUUUGAAAACUUCAUUUCUUUUCCAUAAUGAAUCAUUACCUUCGUUUUUCAGAAGAUUGACCAUAUCACCAUGUGGGAGCAUCUUUUGUAUACCGGCAGGUAUAUUUAAGAAUCAUACCACUUCUAAUUCUAACGACCAGGGAGAAAUCAGUAAUGCAGUAUACAUUUACACGAGAGCCAUAAUAAAACAAAAUAGUAAUAAUAAUCGUCCCGUGAUGAUAUUGCCCUUUUUAAAAAAACCAGCCCUAGUGGUUUCCUUCAAUCCAAAUUUUUAUAAACUAACACAUGAGGAACAGGAGGGGACGAAAAAGCCAUAUUUGAAAUUACCAUACAGACUGAUAUAUGCUGUCGCUACAUCCAAUGAAGUGUUAAUAUACGAUACAGUUAAUGUGAAGCCAAUAUCGAUAAUAGGGAACCUUCAUUAUACAGCACUAACGGAUUUAAGUUGGUCACAAGAUGGGAAUAUGUUAAUGGUAUCAUCUACGGAUGGAUUCUGUUCUUAUAUUACCAUUGAAGAAAAUCUAUUUGGUGAGAAAUUGACGAUAGAAGAAAGAGAACAAUAUAUAAAUGCUAAUAAGCUGAUAAAUUGUCAGGAUUCUAAUAAGAACUCAUCAUCAUCAUCAUCUAUAACGCCUUCAUCAGCAUCAGCAUCACCAAUGCGAAGGAAAACAGAUAUUAUUAACAUUUUACCAGUUAAGAGGAAGAUAAUUGCAGAGACGGAGAAAGGAGACGAUAAGUCUAGGAAACCCAAGAAGGAAAGUAUUACUGUAGUUUCAGAAAAAGGUUCACCAUCGAAGGAAAAAAAGAGAAUUCAACCAACCCUAGUAAAUACUUUGUAA
This is a messenger RNA of Naumovozyma castellii, 1605 nucleotides long. It is a transcript of the gene CAC2, whose product is annotated as Cac2p. The record is from RefSeq and is a predicted model, not a curated record. NCBI's taxonomy places the organism in Eukaryota, Fungi, Ascomycota, Saccharomycetes, Saccharomycetales, Saccharomycetaceae. The transcript has a single exon. Bases 1 to 1605 code for a protein of 534 amino acids.